CAGUUCAACCUGGGUGCAGAAUGUAACACUGAUGCAGUAAUCAAUGUAACAGUGGAAGAAUUGGGGAACAGUACUGGUGUACAUAUGGAAGAGGGACUGUUCGACAUAAUCAACAAAGAGGAGAAAACAUGGUCUGUGACUGAGGUUGGUGCCUGCUGAUAUAUCACAGCAGCAAUUGGAACUGAACAUAUAAGCUCACAUAAAGGAAAAGCAUGAGACCUCUGCAACAAUGGCUCACCGCACUUUAACAGAAGAAUGAUAGUGAGUAUACAAUACUUAAGAAGCAAUCUUCAGAGAUACAUGGAGAAGCAGUUUCUGAAGUUUUGGCUUUGGAGUCCCUAAACUUCAGGUAGUGUCGAAACUGAAGACUAACUGCACAGUUGCAGACACAUGUUUGACACCACAGUUCAAGUCCGAGCAUGUUCCAGAGAUGGCAAAUGAUCUUGUUUUGUGUGUCUCCUGACUAUCUGACAAGAGAUAGGUUGAAUAUAUCUGCGGAUUAAUAUGGCUCGACACAGACUUGGGACUGUGAAGAAAAUAUUCUUCUUCACAAGUUGCACAGUCCUCUGCCUCUCCAUGGUAUUCUACAAGAUAUGCUUUCGGAAAGAAAACCUAUUGCUCAAAAAUAGAUUAAACAGCACAGAGUCCGAGAGACUCCGACACAAUUUGAUUCACUGGGGUGUACAGGAUAUACUGCGAGGUAAAGAGGAUGUAGUUGGGCCCAAUCAUGAAUAUUUCACCCAAAAUUCUCUUUGGAAAUCUUUUGAGGCAGAACAGAAAGGUCAGAUAUAUUCUGGAAUUAUUUUGAAGAACAGCACAGAGAAAGGGUUCAGGAAAUCAGAAAUCCAGUUUCAAGAAACAACUGUUUCAAAGAAUCUUCUGCACCCAGCAGUCGUGACCAGACAUUUAUCCAGGAUUCAGCAACUGAAGAAAACAACAAUAGUUUCCAAUACAGCACCGAAAUCCACAAAGCAAAAGUUCCUACUUAAUAAGCGAUGGAAUUCAUGGGUAAUUUGGAAUGAAGACAGCUCUUCAAACAACCUCAACCGGCGCCUACAGAAUGUCAAAAACAAUUACGUCUCUAUGAAUAAAUAUGCUGUGAACUUCACCGGAAAAAGAAAGUUGAAGAAACUCAGCAGCAAAGAACUGUUAUGUGAACUGAAACAGCGAGUCCAAGUAGCAUCCAUUGAAUUUGGAGAUGAGUCCUUCGCUACCCCCGACUGGCAAAAGUACAUUCCAAACAAGAACCUUACGCAAGCACUUGGCCCAUUCAAUACUUGUGCUGUUGUGGCAUCAGCUGGCUCCAUCCUCCGGUCGAGGCUUGGAAGGGAAAUAGAUGCCCAUGACGCCGUUCUGAGGUUCAAUGGGGCACCUACCAUAGGAUUUGAAUCUGAUGUGGGGACACGCACAACAAUUCGGAUAGUUAAUUCACAGGUCCUCUCAAGACAAGAGCUCAAGUUUCAUGAUAAUACUUUAUACAGAACAGGCAGCUUAUUAGUGUGGGAUCCAUCGCCAUAUUCAGCUAAUCUUACUGAGUGGUAUAGUCAUCCAGACUAUAACUUCUUUGAGAAUUACAAAAUAUAUCGUCAAAAGAAUCCAGACCAGCCCUUCUAUAUUAUAAAUCCCAAGAUGCAAUGGCAGCUUUGGAACAUCAUGCAGGAGAACACAGCUGAAGAUAUCCAGCGCAACCCUCCCUCCUCUGGGAUGAUGGGUAUCCUGUUAAUGAUGACCAUUUGCAAUCAAACAGAUGUUUAUGAAUUUCUGCCCUCAAGAAGAAGAACAGAUCUCUGUCAUUAUUAUGAAACGUUCCAGGACCAGGCCUGUACAAUGGGUGCCUACCACCCCUUGAUGUUUGAGAAGAAUUUGGUGAAACGUAUAAAUCAAGGUUCAGAUGAAGAGAUCUACACGCAAGGCAAAGUCACAUUACCAGGAUUCAGAACAUUCCAGUGUCCCAAGACAGAAUAAAUACGAGCUGUCAGUGCUUGAUUUAUUAUCCUGUAAACCUCAUUUUAUAGUUUUAGUAUAAUCAGUUUGAUUUUUUUGUGUGUCUCAUCUUUAAUUUGCAGUACAUCAUUAUUGAAUCUAAGCACUUGCCAUAAUUUUCCAGUCUUCCAUGGAUUCCAACGGUUCCAGACAGUGCAGAAGUGCAAAUGUUGCACCUUUGUUCGUAAAAGAGUGUAAUAUGCCUAGCAACCUCAUAGAAAUAAUAAUUUUGGACAAAAUGAAUAAUGAUCUCGGAAAUUGGUAGCGCAUUAAGGAAAGCCAGCAUGGACUUGUUAAGGACAAGUCCUGGAGUUAACAGAACUGCAAUAAUGCUGAUACUGUAGUGCAUGUGGACUAUCAAAAAGCCUUUGCAUUUGAUUAAGUUUUGAGUAAUCAUAGAAUCAUACCUAUUGUUUUACAUUAUGUUCUGGGAGUUGUGCAAGCAUUGGCUGGUUGAGUAUAGUCAGUACUCUACCAAGUGCAGACAGGUAAAAGGCAAGUCAUUGAGCUUUAUGGUCUAUGUACUGGUAUUGCACCUGUCUUGCAAUUAACUUACCACUUUACUCAUCAAUGCGAUAGGUAGAAUAUCUUUUUUGGUUUGACUGAUUUUGUUUUGGUUUAAUGUUAACUGUGAUUUUGCCAUUGUUCAGCACUUGCAAGCUCAACUCAAUCUUAAAUGAGUUGUUAAUAUAAUUCCUAGCACACUUUUGAUUGUUCAGCACAUGGUGAACAGUUAAGGUCUCGAAGUGAUUCAUGUAUACUUGCUGGGAGUUACGUAUAUUUAUGCGCAGGGCCCUAUCUGUUGCAGGAGAAAAGGGACAAUUCAAGAAUUGCACCUUUCGUGAAUUAAAGCAAAGAAUGGAUGACAAUUGUUCCCUGUUGCAUUCACCAUAGCAACACCUCAACCCAUUAAUUUGCCAAUGAAUACAUACCCUCUUCUCAAGAAGUAAAUGUUCUUUCCGCCUUUAAAAUUUGGCAUUCUUGCAAUUGUCUUGAAGAGUGCAAGACAUGUAACUUGAUAGCUUGUCCCUUUUUUCCAGAAGUAAAAUUUGUUUUCAUAAAUUAUUCUGAAAGCACAAAGAAGAAAAUUAUGUAUCCUUACUGAAUUUAACUAUUAAAUCAGUAUUUAAAAGUUUUCCCGUGCUCCAAGAGGAAGAUUAAAAGAUGUACAGAAAUGUGAUUAACUGUCAGCUUGCAAUCUCUGAUUCCAAUGCAUAUUCCCCAGCAGUCAUACCUCUUGAUAUUUAUUUUAAAAUUUCUUUCCCUCAUUUUAAGUCUUUUUUUUGUUUGAUACAUCUGAAAACAGUUUCUCCAGAUGGAUAGUUCCGGGUAGGAGGACAAUGACUUUCUCAGUUCACCACAUAUGAUGAAAUGCUAAACGUAAGUACGAAGGACCAGUGUAACAACAUUGGAGACCGACCACCUUCCAAAGAGCUCACAAAACCUUAUGUGCUACCUGAGUGAAUUAGUCGUGAGCCUAAAAAUAGAAAAUGCUGGAGAAACUCAACAAGUCUGGCACUAUCUUUGGAGACAGAAACAGAGUUAACAUUGAGUGCGAUACAACUCUUCAGAACAGUGAGAAAAAACAGAGUUAAUGUUUCAAGUUCAAUAUGACUUGUUCAGAAGAAGUUGAGAAGAAGAGUCAUUUAGGACUUGAAGUGUUAACUCUAUUUCUUUCCCCACAGAUACCACCAGACCUGUGGAAUUUCUCCAGUACAUUGUUUUCUUCUCAGAUUUCCAACAUUCACAGAAUUUUUAAAUUAUAUUUGUCCAUAAACCUACAUGAAUUUAUGCAUGUUGUCUGCGUAUUACCUGUAGACAAACAUUAUUUGAAAAUUUUUUAGAAUGAUGUGGAAAGAAUCUGAAGCAGCAUCGUUUUGGGUUAGGUACUUCUGGUUAUACCAUUAAAUGAAUGUGAAAGUGAUUUUAUCGUUGUAGUGAACUAUAUGUAUCCAUAUGUUAUGUUAUAUGAAUAGUCUUGUACAAAUUUAAUCUCAAACUUGAAAUGUGAAUUAUGUAGAAUGUACAGCACAGAAACAGGCCAUUUAAUCUGUGGAUCCACUUUAAAAAUAUUCAGAAAUAUCCAGUUGCACUAUAAAAAAUAAUUUUAAAGUUUUGCAUGAAACAACUGAGGAGUUGCUAUUUUUAUUCUGUACGUGAGCUUCUUCCUGUCCCUCUUCGUCUAACCUGAUAAGCAUAGCCUUCUCGUCACUUCUCCCUCUUGUCUUUGCCUAACCUCCACUUAGAUGCAUUUAUGCUAUAUAUGUCUUGACUACUCCUUGUGCUGAGUUUUACAUUCUAAGCAUUGUAGACUUUGCAGAUUCAUUUGAGAAAAAUUUGAUGGAAUUCAAAAAUAUCAUCUAACCAUUACCCAUUUGAGUCAGCUUUCUCCCAAGCUUAAAAAAAAAGUUCUUUUCAUCCACUGUUCAAUUCACACGGAUUGAAUUUUUACCAAAAACAAUGAACAUUUGACCACUAAGCAUUUCAUUUACCAUCAUUUGUCACAUGUUUUACAAACCAUUGUUGCAGUCUGUAGUGUCCUUUAGGGAAGGAAACUGCCAUCCUUGCCUGGACUGGCCUACAUGUGACUCCAGACUCACGUGUGGUUGACUCUUAACUGCCCUCUGGGCAAGUAGGGAUGGGCAAUAAAUGCUGACCAGCCAACAACACCCUCAUCCUGUGAAUGAAUAAAAACAAAUCCCCUCAGGCAACAGAACAAGAAAUCUGUCUUUAAAAUAAAUAUGAAAACUUAUGAUAAUUUGCUUCCAUAUAGUCCAUAAUCUGUGUUCUAAGAAUUAUAUUAGAGAUUCAAACAGCAAAGUUUUGAAGUUGCCAUGGAUACAUAGCCUGAAUAAAAAUUAAUUUUAAAUUAACACAAAACUUUAAUCUGUAAUUUGUAAAUCUAGAAAUAUCGGAGAGAUGUAAACCAUCAGACUAAUUUGCCUGUUAUGGACUGUUGCAUUUUCAAGCUGUAACCUAUACUCUGAAAGAUAUUCAUUAACGUUAUCUUAAUAUCAGUUCUGUGUGUACAACCUGAGUUGCAUUUUAAACUAUAUGAUAUCCUGUGCUGUACCCUGCCAUUCAAGAAACAUUUAAAAUUAUUUGACAGAUAUUGGGAUGGUAGUUCAUUUUUGGCAGGAAGUUUAAAUCUCAAACUGUAAGUACUGAGAUUUAUUUUGCUAGUAGUAGACCUUGCAGUAGUCAUAGAAGGUAAAUUACUAGUUUAUAGGCAGUUUUUUUUUAAACUGAAUCUGUCUUUAGCAGAGUACCAUGACCAGUUCUGAGGAAGGGUCACUGGACCUGAAACGUUAACUCAGAUGUUUUCUUCACAGAUGCUGCCAGACCUGCUGAGCUUUUCCAGCAACUUCUGUUUUUGUACCUUGACCAGUGCAUGUUAUAUAGAGCUGUUGUUUUAAUGAGGAACUGAACUGUUGUGAAAGAGUCUGGCAAAUUUUGCAUCUAGGUGCUGUUAAAUAAAAAGAUUUCAGAAAUUA
Rhincodon typus (whale shark) is the source of this 5477-nucleotide messenger RNA. Its product is annotated as beta-galactoside alpha-2,6-sialyltransferase 1. Gene Ontology annotation, molecular function: sialyltransferase activity. The transcript is spliced from 9 exons. NCBI's taxonomy places the organism in Eukaryota, Metazoa, Chordata, Chondrichthyes, Orectolobiformes, Rhincodontidae. The record is from RefSeq and is a predicted model, not a curated record. The coding region runs from base 505 to 1965 and encodes 486 amino acids.